AUGUCGUCGACGCCGCUGCCGCCGAUGAUGACAUCGACGACGACGCCAGCGACGAGGCGUCGUCGACGGCUCGGGACGGCGGCGGCGGCGGCGGCGACGGCGGCGUUGGCGGCGACGGUCGAGCGCGUCGGCGUGGACGCGUCGACGGCGCUCACGAAGGGGGUGGCGAGGAAUGGUUUCGUGUCGUCGAGCGGGUAUAAGUACUAUAAGGUGAAUGUGGCGUGCGUGGAGGCGGCGCAGCCGCUGACGUUGGAGCUGACGACGAGCAACGGGGACGCGAACUUGUACGUGUCUCGAUCGGCGCAGCCGACGACUUCGUCGUACGAACAGCGGAGCGUGAACGUUGGAAAUGCGUUGGAUUCGGUGACGAUCACGAGUCCGGUGAAUGGGUACUAUUACGUGAGCGUGUACGGCGCGCUGUCCAGCACGUACAAGCUUCGAGCGCUCACGACGAUGUUUACCGGGAAACAUCCGUGCACGGGAUUUCGAAUCACCGAUAGCGACGUCUCGAGCGUUGGCUCGGGAUCUGGAAAUCAGUUCAUACUGCAAGAAGCGCUCACCGCGAGCGCGGCGGCGGGAUUCACCGCGGAUGUGUCCGUCGACGGCGACGUCAUCCUCGGCGACGCGUACACCGAUUCGGUGACGGCGAAAGGAGAGCUCAAGCUCGGCGUGACGGACAGUACGUACUACGCCAUCACGCGACAAUCGCCGAGCGCACCGAGCAGCAACCCGGGCGGCGCUUUGUCGAUCGUCGGCGCGAACGCGACCUAUCAGGGGGGAUCGGUAAAGAUUCUCGGCGGAACGGGCGGUUCGGGGGCGGGCGGCGACGUCGUGAUCGAGGCGGGGUCGGCGUCUGGCGGCAACGGUGGCGAUUUGAAGUUACGUGGCGGCACGUCGAACUCAGGAACGGGCGGCGACGUCGUCAUAGAUGCCGGAGAUAGCACGACACAAGCAUCUUCGUACGAGGGCAUCAUUCACAUAGGUCCAACUUCUGCGUCGUUUGUGCGCGUCGGCGAGAGUUCAAAUAAGCAAGUUCAAACCGAUAUUUUCGGCGACUUGACGGUGCACGGAAAUCUCUUGACAACGAAUGAUGUGGUGUACGCGAACAGCUACACGAGUUACGUGCAGGUUUCAACCUCUCAAGACGGCAUGUUUCAUCAAGAAGUGCGCGCGCCAAAGAUUACAGGUCUGGACGCGGAGGACAUCACGGGCACUCCAACGAGCACGUUGACUUUAGACGCUGGCAUGCGAGGGAGUCAGCAACACGUCGUGAUCGCUCCGAGCGAGGCAACGGCGGUUUACAUAGGUAGCAGCACAUCCACGAUUCCGGUCUCGAUAAGGCAAGGCGCGAACGCAGGAGACGUGCGAGUGCACGCUGAUGGCAGCGGCGCGCUGUCCGUGACUUCGGCCGCAGGGCAGGACCUGACGCUCGCGUCCGGCGACGACGUGGUGGUGACCACCGCGGCGAGUAAGACGCUCGCGCUGAAGCAGGACUCGACGAGCAUUUUGAGCUGGGACGCGGCCGGCGCUGUGACUGUGAACUCCGUGAGCGGGCAGGACCUGACGCUGAGCACGGGCGGUAGCGCGGCCGUGACUGUGGACUCGACCGGGCAGGUGGGCAUCGGGACGACGACGCCGGGGAAGACGCUGGACGUCACCGGGACGGCGCGCGUGAGUGGCGCGACGACGCUGAGUAGCACGCUUGACGUGACUGGCGCUACGACGCUCGCAUCCGUGGGCGUGACCGGUGCGGCCACCGUCGGCGGGACUUUAGGUGUGACUGGCGCUACGACGCUCGCAUCCGUGGGCGUGACCGGCGCGGCCACCGUCGGCGGGACUUUAGGUGUGACUGGCGCUACGACGCUCGCAUCCGUGGGCGUGACCGGCGCGGCCACCGUCGGCACGACGCUCGGCGUGACUGGCGCUACGACGCUCACCGGCGACGUGACGAUGAGCAACGACUUGACCGUGAGCGGUGCGCUUACUGUGACAUCUGAUGCCGCUGUGAGUUUGACCUCUGCAAGUGGUUCGGACGUGAGCUUGACGAGCGCCGGUACGGGUGGCAUCGUGUUGACGUCGACGGACGACAUCACGCUCGAUGCUGCCGAUGAUGUGACGAUCGAUGCCGCCGGUGCUUUGUCUUUGGAGCAGGGCGGGACGAGUAUUUUGAGCUGGACCGACACCGGCGCUGUGACUUUGAACUCCUUAGGCGGGCAGACCCUGAGCGUGUCGAGCCUCAGCUCGGCCGGGAACGCGGGCGCCGUGAGCGUGUCCGGCGGCACGACGACUGGGACGUCCUCGAACACCGGCGGCGACUUGACGCUGCAAUCUGGCGGCGCGCCCGCUGGCAGCGUGAACGGUGACGUUCUGGUGGACUCGGCCACUGGUCUAGGCACCGCCGGCUCGAUCACGCUUCGCCAGGGGGUGGGCGGUGAGCGUGUUUCUGUGGACGCGAACGGCGCCGUGAGUCUGGACACGCACUCCGGGCAGGACCUGACGCUGAGCACGGGCGGUAGCGCGGCCGUGACUGUGGACUCGACCGGGCAGGUGGGCAUCGGGACGACGACGCCGGGGAAGACGCUGGACGUCACCGGGACGGCGCGCGUGAGUGGCGCGACGACGCUGAGUAGCACGCUUGGCGUGACUGGCGCUACGACGCUCGCAUCCGUGGGCGUGACCGGUGCGGCCACCGUCGGCGGGACUUUAGGUGUGACUGGCGCUACGACGCUCGCAUCCGUGGGCGUGACCGGCGCGGCCACCGUCGGCACGACGCUCGGCGUGACUGGCGCUACGACGCUCACCGGCGACGUGACGAUGAGCAACGACUUGACCGUGAGCGGUGCGCUUACUGUGACAUCUGAUGCCGCUGUGAGUUUGACCUCUGCAAGUGGUUCGGACGUGAGCUUGACGAGCGCCGGUACGGGUGGCAUCGUGUUGACGUCGACGGACGACAUCACGCUCGAUGCUGCCGAUGAUGUGACGAUCGAUGCCGCCGGUGCUUUGUCUUUGGAGCAGGGCGGGACGAGUAUUUUGAGCUGGACCGACACCGGCGCUGUGACUUUGAACUCCUUAGGCGGGCAGACCCUGAGCGUGUCGAGCCUCAGCUCGGCCGGGAACGCGGGCGCCGUGAGCGUGUCCGGCGGCACGACGACUGGGACGUCCUCGAACACCGGCGGCGACUUGACGCUGCAAUCUGGCGGCGCGCCCGCUGGCAGCGUGAACGGUGACGUUCUGGUGGACUCGGCCACUGGUCUAGGCACCGCCGGCUCGAUCACGCUUCGCCAGGGGGUGGGCGGUGAGCGUGUUUCUGUGGACGCGAACGGCGCCGUGAGUCUGGACACGCACUCCGGGCAGGACCUGACGCUGAGCACGGGCGGUAGCGCGGCCGUGACUGUGGACUCGACCGGGCAGGUGGGCAUCGGGACGACGACGCCGGGGAAGACGCUGGACGUCACCGGGACGGCGCGCGUGAGUGGCGCGACGACGCUGAGUAGCACGCUUGGCGUGACUGGCGCUACGACGCUCGCAUCCGUGGGCGUGACCGGUGCGGCCACCGUCGGCGGGACUUUAGGUGUGACUGGCGCUACGACGCUCGGCGGGACUUUAGGUGUGACUGGCGCUACGACGCUCGCAUCCGUGGGCGUGACCGGCGCGGCCACCGUCGGCACGACGCUUGGCGUGACUGGCGCUACGACGCUCGGCGGGACUUUAGGUGUGACUGGCGCUACGACGCUCGCAUCCGUGGGCGUGACCGGCGCGGCCACCGUCGGCACGACGCUCGGCGUGACUGGCGCUACGACGCUCGCAUCUGUGGGCGUGACCGGUGCGGCCACCGUCGGCGGGACUUUAGGUGUGACUGGCGCUACGACGCUCACCGGCGACGUGACGAUGAGCAACGACUUGACCGUGAGCGGUGCGCUUACUGUGACAUCUGAUGCCGCUGUGAGUUUGACCUCUGCAAGUGGUUCGGACGUGAGCUUGACGAGCGCCGGUACGGGUGGCAUCGUGUUGACGUCGACGGACGACAUCACGCUCGAUGCUGCCGAUGAUGUGACGAUCGAUGCCGCCGGUGCUUUGUCUUUGGAGCAGGGCGGGACGAGUAUUUUGAGCUGGACCGACACCGGCGCUGUGACUUUGAACUCCUUAGGCGGGCAGACCCUGAGCGUGUCGAGCCUCAGCUCGGCCGGGAACGCGGGCGCCGUGAGCGUGUCCGGCGGCACGACGACUGGGACGUCCUCGAACACCGGCGGCGACUUGACGCUGCAAUCUGGCGGCGCGCCCGCUGGCAGCGUGAACGGUGACGUUCUGGUGGACUCGGCCACUGGUCUAGGCACCGCCGGCUCGAUCACGCUUCGCCAGGGGGUGGGCGGUGAGCGUGUUUCUGUGGACGCGAACGGCGCCGUGAGUCUGGACACGCACUCCGGGCAGGACCUGACGCUGAGCACGGGCGGUAGCGCGGCCGUGACUGUGGACUCGACCGGGCAGGUGGGCAUCGGGACGACGACGCCGGGGAAGACGCUGGACGUCACCGGGACGGCGCGCGUGAGUGGCGCGACGACGCUGAGUAGCACGCUUGGCGUGACUGGCGCUACGACGCUCGCAUCCGUGGGCGUGACCGGUGCGGCCACCGUCGGCGGGACUUUAGGUGUGACUGGCGCUACGACGCUCGGCGGGACUUUAGGUGUGACUGGCGCUACGACGCUCGCAUCCGUGGGCGUGACCGGUGCGGCCACCGUCGGCGGGACUUUAGGUGUGACUGGCGCUACGACGCUCGGCACGACGCUCGGCGUGACUGGCGCUACGACGCUCGCAUCCGUGGGCGUGACCGGCGCGGCCACCGUCGGCACGACGCUCGGCGUGACUGGCGCUACGACGCUCACCGGCGACGUGACGAUGAGCAACGACUUGACCGUGAGCGGUGCGCUUACUGUGACAUCUGAUGCCGCUGUGAGUUUGACCUCUGCAAGUGGUUCGGACGUGAGCUUGACGAGCGCCGGUACGGGUGGCAUCGUGUUGACGUCGACGGACGACAUCACGCUCGAUGCUGCCGAUGAUGUGACGAUCGAUGCCGCCGGUGCUUUGUCUUUGGAGCAGGGCGGGACGAGUAUUUUGAGCUGGACCGACACCGGCGCUGUGACUUUGAACUCCUUAGGCGGGCAGACCCUGAGCGUGUCGAGCCUCAGCUCGGCCGGGAACGCGGGCGCCGUGAGCGUGUCCGGCGGCACGACGACUGGGACGUCCUCGAACACCGGCGGCGACUUGACGCUGCAAUCUGGCGGCGCGCCCGCUGGCAGCGUGAACGGUGACGUUCUGGUGGACUCGGCCACUGGUCUAGGCACCGCCGGCUCGAUCACGCUUCGCCAGGGGGUGGGCGGUGAGCGUGUUUCUGUGGACGCGAACGGCGCCGUGAGUCUGGACACGCACUCCGGGCAGGACCUGACGCUGAGCACGGGCGGUAGCGCGGCCGUGACUGUGGACUCGACCGGGCAGGUGGGCAUCGGGACGACGACGCCGGGGAAGACGCUGGACGUCACCGGGACGGCGCGCGUGAGUGGCGCGACGACGCUGAGUAGCACGCUUGGCGUGACUGGCGCUACGACGCUCGGCGGGACUUUAGGUGUGACUGGCGCUACGACGCUCGCAUCCGUGGGCGUGACCGGCGCGGCCACCGUCGGCACGACGCUCGGCGUGACUGGCGCUACGACGCUCGCAUCCGUGGGCGUGACCGGCGCGGCCACCGUCGGCACGACGCUCGGCGUGACUGGCGCUACGACGCUCACCGGCGACGUGACGAUGAGCAACGACUUGACCGUGAGCGGUGCGCUUACUGUGACAUCUGAUGCCGCUGUGAGUUUGACCUCUGCAAGUGGUUCGGACGUGAGCUUGACGAGCGCCGGUACGGGUGGCAUCGUGUUGACGUCGACGGACGACAUCACGCUCGAUGCUGCCGAUGAUGUGACGAUCGAUGCCGCCGGUGCUUUGUCUUUGGAGCAGGGCGGGACGAGUAUUUUGAGCUGGACCGACACCGGCGCUGUGACUUUGAACUCCUUAGGCGGGCAGACCCUGAGCGUGUCGAGCCUCAGCUCGGCCGGGAACGCGGGCGCCGUGAGCGUGUCCGGCGGCACGACGACUGGGACGUCCUCGAACACCGGCGGCGACUUGACGCUGCAAUCUGGCGGCGCGCCCGCUGGCAGCGUGAACGGUGACGUUCUGGUGGACUCGGCCACUGGUCUAGGCACCGCCGGCUCGAUCACGCUUCGCCAGGGGGUGGGCGGUGAGCGUGUUUCUGUGGACGCGAACGGCGCCGUGAGUCUGGACACGCACUCCGGGCAGGACCUGACGCUGAGCACGGGCGGUAGCGCGGCCGUGACUGUGGACUCGACCGGGCAGGUGGGCAUCGGGACGACGACGCCGGGGAAGACGCUGGACGUCACCGGGACGGCGCGCGUGAGUGGCGCGACGACGCUGAGUAGCACGCUUGGCGUGACUGGCGCUACGACGCUCGCAUCCGUGGGCGUGACCGGUGCGGCCACCGUCGGCGGGACUUUAGGUGUGACUGGCGCUACGACGCUCGCAUCCGUGGGCGUGACCGGCGCGGCCACCGUCGGCACGACGCUCGGCGUGACUGGCGCUACGACGCUCGCAUCCGUGGGCGUGACCGGCGCGGCCACCGUCGGCACGACGCUUGGCGUGACUGGCGCUACGACGCUCGGCGGGACUUUAGGUGUGACUGGCGCUACGACGCUCGCAUCCGUGGGCGUGACCGGCGCGGCCACCGUCGGCACGACGCUCGGCGUGACUGGCGCUACGACGCUCGCAUCUGUGGGCGUGACCGGUGCGGCCACCGUCGGCGGGACUUUAGGUGUGACUGGCGCUACGACGCUCACCGGCGACGUGACGAUGAGCAACGACUUGACCGUGAGCGGUGCGCUUACUGUGACAUCUGAUGCCGCUGUGAGUUUGACCUCUGCAAGUGGUUCGGACGUGAGCUUGACGAGCGCCGGUACGGGUGGCAUCGUGUUGACGUCGACGGACGACAUCACGCUCGAUGCUGCCGAUGAUGUGACGAUCGAUGCCGCCGGUGCUUUGUCUUUGGAGCAGGGCGGGACGAGUAUUUUGAGCUGGACCGACACCGGCGCUGUGACUUUGAACUCCUUAGGCGGGCAGACCCUGAGCGUGUCGAGCCUCAGCUCGGCCGGGAACGCGGGCGCCGUGAGCGUGUCCGGCGGCACGACGACUGGGACGUCCUCGAACACCGGCGGCGACUUGACGCUGCAAUCUGGCGGCGCGCCCGCUGGCAGCGUGAACGGUGACGUUCUGGUGGACUCGGCCACUGGUCUAGGCACCGCCGGCUCGAUCACGCUUCGCCAGGGGGUGGGCGGUGAGCGUGUUUCUGUGGACGCGAACGGCGCCGUGAGUCUGGACACGCACUCCGGGCAGGACCUGACGCUGAGCACGGGCGGUAGCGCGGCCGUGACUGUGGACUCGACCGGGCAGGUGGGCAUCGGGACGACGACGCCGGGGAAGACGCUGGACGUCACCGGGACGGCGCGCGUGAGUGGCGCGACGACGCUGAGUAGCACGCUUGACGUGACUGGCGUUACGACGCUCGCAUCCGUGGGCGUGACCGGUGCGGCCACCGUCGGCACGACGCUCGGCGUGACUGGCGCUACGACGCUCGCAUCCGUGGGCGUGACCGGUGCGGCCACCGUCGGCGGGACUUUAGGUGUGACUGGCGCUACGACGCUCGGCACGACGCUCGGCGUGACUGGCGCUACGACGCUCGCAUCCGUGGGCGUGACCGGCGCGGCCACCGUCGGCACGACGCUCGGCGUGACUGGCGCUACGACGCUCACCGGCGACGUGAGCGUCGGGACUUCCUCGGCUUUGAGUUUUGGUUCUGCAACCCGGCAGAUGAUCAACUUAUAUGGAACAAACAACGCCAUCGGCGUGCAAUCGUCCACGAUGUAUUUUCGUAGUGCUUAUAACUUUGCCUUUUUUGAAGGCGGCGUGUACACCAACACAGAGCUCGAUCCGGGUUCGGGUGGCACUUUGCGCAUGAUGAUUCAGAAAACCACGGGCAACGUCGGUAUCGGGACGGCGAGUCCAGAUUAUGAACUCGACGUGGUAGGCGAUAUCAACUUUUCUGGGAAUCUCUAUCAGGGUGGUUCGCUGUUUGCCUCCCCCUGGACGGAGAGCAGCGGUAACGUGUAUCGCAGUAGCGGUAACGUCGGCAUCGGGCUGACGAAUCCGACCUACAAUCUGCACGUUGCUGGAACGGGGCGCGUUAGUACGACGCUAUCGGUGGGUCAAGAUUUAACCAUCGACACGGCUGGCGACUUGAACUUUGCGGCGACGCAUCGUCAGAUGAUCAACCUCCGCGUCGGCGCCGAGGGUUUCGGGAUCGGGACGCAGAUGGACACGACGUACUUUCGCUCUCCGGGCCACUUUGCGUUCUACGAAGACGGAACGCACAGCACCACUGACUUGGACGCGAACGGUGGCACCGCGCGUCUGGUGAUCAGGAGCGGCGGGAAGGUGGGCAUCGGGCGGACGAAUCCGAGCUAUGAUCUCGACGUGGUAGGCGAUAUCAACUUUUCUGGGAAUCUCUAUCAGGGCGGUUCUCUGUUCCCGUCCCCCUCCCCCUGGACGGAGAGCGGCAGUAACGUGUAUCGUAGUAGCGGUAACGUCGGCAUCGGGCUGACGAAUCCGAGCUACAAACUGGACGUCACUGGAACAGGACACUUCACGGGCGCGACGACGAUCGAUGACCAACUCACCGUUGGCGGUAACGUAUUGAUCCAAAGUACAACCAAUAAGAUUUCGUUUGGCAGCACAGCGCGUCAGUUUAUUGAAACGAAUAACGGUGGAAUCGGAACGCAGUCAAAGACGCUGUAUUUUCGUUCACAGGAUUUUUUCGGCUUUUACAAAAAUGGCGGUCACAACAGCGCCGAUCUGAACCCAGGCGGAAGCGGGACUCUCCUUGUCGCCAUUCGCGGUGACAUCUCUGGUGCUCGAAUGGCGAUUGGAUCUUCAGACACAGAUAGUGGCUACGCUUUUAAGGUCACCGGGUCGGCGCAAGCGACCGCUGCGCUCGACGUAGGCACGACGCUUAAUGUGGCGUCGUACGCGACAAUUCGCGGCGACUUGCGCCUCAAUACCGGUACUCAGCAAAUAAAUUUUGGUACCCAGCACCGUCAGGUUGCUGCGCUCGCGACUGGCGGCAUCGGAACGCAGUCGAACACUGUAUACUUUCGUUCACAGGACUUGUUUGGCUUUUAUAAAGGUGGCGGCCAUAGCUCUACCGCUCUUGAUCCAGGCGGAAGCGGGACUCUCCUUGUCACCAUUCGCGGUGACGUCUCUGGUCCUCGAUUAGGAGUCGGAGUCACGAAUCCCUCCUACGCUCUCGAAGUCAAUGGAGCGGCGCACGUGUCUGGCGCACUGAGCAAGGGAAGUGGCUCUUUCAAGAUCGAUCAUCCACUUCCUGAAAUGAAAGACACGCAUAAUUUGUAUCACUCCUUCAUCGAGGGACCACGGGCGGAUCUCAUCUACAGAGGCAAGGUUCGUUUGCAGAACGGUAGGGCGAUGAUAGACAUCGAUGCCGCAUCAAACAUGACGACAGGGACAUUUGAAGCACUCAAUCGCGACGUGCAGUCGUUCACGUCAAAUGAAAGCGACUGGGACCCCGUCCGAGGUUCUGUCGUGGGCAACGUCCUCACCAUUGAGUGUCAAAACCCCACUUCGACGGCACUCAUCAGCUGGCUUGUCAUCGGUGAGCGUCACGAUCAGCACAUGUACGACACAGAUUGGACCGAUGAAAACGGUCGUGUCGUUCCGGAACAAUUGAAAAAGAGUGCGACGACGUGA
Ostreococcus lucimarinus CCE9901 is the source of this 9867-nucleotide messenger RNA. RefSeq lists its product with no specific name. The record is from RefSeq and is a predicted model, not a curated record. The transcript has 2 exons. Lineage: Eukaryota; Viridiplantae; Chlorophyta; Mamiellophyceae; Mamiellales; Bathycoccaceae. The coding region runs from base 1 to 9867 and encodes 3288 amino acids.